CACCAAAACCCCCCAGCCCUGCCCUGUCUAUCGCCUCCUCUCUUUUUCGACAUAUCACGAAUCACGAUCCACUCACAACCCUACACCCUCUAAUAACACCGCCCUCUGCGCUUGAAUCGGCUUCCUCGGCUUCAAUCACACUUCGGUGGUUUAAUCUGCUUCCCCAGUCGCCCACUUCCACGCUGUCGUUCCUUAAUUGCUCCCUGACCCCUCUUCUCCGCUCCAUUCGGCCAACCAGAAUCCGAUCCCCCGCCCCCAACCUCACCACCAGACUCAUCCACCCCGCUCCCUGCUGCGCCGAUAUAUCGUCUUCAAGCCCCGCCUUGAGGGGCUCCUCUGGCACAGCGUCGGUCAUGAACGGUGUACGCGAGACCAGGCCCGACAGGCCUACUCUGAACGCCCUGGAAACCGACCAAGUCGAUACCCCUCUAGCCUCCCCCGACACCGAAUCCCAGAAAUGCUGCAGCGACUCAUACCACAGUAACUCGGAUACUUCAUCGCCGUCGUCGACGACUACCCCGCCUCUGAACCCAUAUCGACGCACUGUCCGCACCACGAUACAGAAGGUCAACUCGAACUUGAUCACCUUCACGCCGGCGUCGACGAAACCGGGAGAGCACCCAUACGAGGAUCCUACGAUUACAAUCUCUUCCGAUGAGACACGGAGUGCUCUGGAGGCGGCGGCGGCGCUGCUCAGGAAUGGGCAGUGCGUGGCAUUCCCCACCGAAACAGUCUACGGUCUCGGCGCGGAUGCUACCUGCAACACCGCCGUGCGAUCGAUCUAUUCCGCCAAGUCCCGGCCCGCAGAUAACCCGCUGAUCGUUCACAUUGCGUCUUUGAAACAGCUGCGCAGGCUAUUACCCCGCCCAUUCUCCCCCGCCCGCUUGCCGCUGCCAAUGGUCACGCCUGAAGAAGAACCGAUCGAGGAGGAAACAAUCCCAGCAGUAUAUCUACCGCUGAUCGAAAAGUUUUGGCCAGGUCCUCUUACCAUCUUACUGCCCUUGCCGAUCCCCAGCCCUCUCAGCCCUUAUGUUACCUCCACCCAACCAACUUUUGCCGCGCGUAUGCCCCGCCACCCCAUCGCGCUUGCGCUUGCGGCGAUCUCCGACCUGCCACUCGCCGCACCUUCCGCAAAUGCCAGCGGGAGACCCUCCCCAACUACUGCGCAACACGUUUACACAGAUUUGAACGGAAAAAUCCCCCUGAUCAUCGACGGUGGUUCAGCGGAUGUGGGACUCGAAUCGACAGUCGUCGAUGGACUCCACGAUCCCCCCGUAGUGCUACGCCCCGGCGGUAUCAGUGCAGAGGAGCUCCGCGCAUGCGGUGGCAUCUGGGAGAAGGUGGUGGUCGCAAAACGGGAUGCCGACGACGGCGACACGGCACCGCGCGCUCCGGGGAUGAAGUACAAGCACUACUCACCUCGCGCGGGCGUAGUCCUCUACGACGUUGGAGCGAACCCGCCCGCCGGCCGCGACAUCUUCAGCUCGGCGCGGUACGUCUGCCGCGUCGGCAUCGUUCGCACACGCACGUGGAAAGAGGGCUUCGCACAGGCGGAGGUGAAGGCCUACUGCCAGAAGCACGGCCCACUGCAGAUCGAAAUCUUCGAGCGGAAUCUCGGCAGCGACGGGAAGGAUAUCGGACGAGGCCUGUUCGCUGUGCUCAGAGAGCUCGACGAGAUCGGCGUCGAUGUCAUCCAUGUCGAGGGCAUCGAGGAGACGGAGGAGGGCCUGGCUGUCAUGAACCGCCUUGGCAAGGCCGCUAGUGUCGUCGUUAGAAAGGUUUCGCGGUAGGGGCGGGGUGGUGGCGGGCGGCGAGUGGGAG
Tricharina praecox is the source of this 1821-nucleotide messenger RNA. RefSeq names its product DHBP synthase RibB-like alpha/beta domain-containing protein. The coding region runs from base 354 to 1790 and encodes 478 amino acids. Gene Ontology annotation, biological process: regulation of translational fidelity. The record is from RefSeq and is a predicted model, not a curated record. The transcript has a single exon. Gene Ontology annotation, molecular function: nucleotidyltransferase activity; double-stranded RNA binding; tRNA binding. Gene Ontology annotation, cellular component: cytoplasm. NCBI's taxonomy places the organism in Eukaryota, Fungi, Ascomycota, Pezizomycetes, Pezizales, Pyronemataceae.